AUGGCCAAGCUCAUUUUGCUUACUGGUAAGUCCUGCUUCAUAAAUUUCUCUGCAGGCACUGCCUAUGUGCUGUCAUGUUACUUCACCAACUGGGGCCAGUACAGGCCUGGUGUGGGAAAAUACAUGCCUGACAAUAUUGACCCAUGCCUGUGUGACCAUCUGAUCUACGCCUUCGCUGGGAUGAACAACAAUGAGAUCACGACUUACGAAUGGAACGAUGUGACCCUUUACAAAUCCUUCAACGGCCUGAAGAACCAGAAUAAAAAUCUGAAGACUCUGCUUUCUAUUGGAGGAUGGAAUUUUGGGACAGCCAAGUUCUCCACAAUGGUUUCCACUCCUGAGAACCGCCAGACCUUCAUCAAUUCCGUCAUCAAAUUCCUGCGCCAGUAUGAGUUUGAUGGGCUGGACAUUGACUGGGAAUACCCUGGGUCCAGGGGCAGCCCACCCCAGGACAAGGCUCUCUUUACCGUCCUGAUUAAGGAAAUGCUGGCAGCCUUUGAGCAGGAAGCCAAACAAGUCAACAAGCCCCGUCUCUUGAUCACCGCGGCUGUUGCUGCAGGAGUUUCCAACAUUCAGUCUGGCUACCAGAUUGCUGAGCUUGGAAAGUACUUGGACUACUUCCAUGUGAUGACUUACGACUUCCAUGGCUCCUGGGAUGGACAAACUGGGGAGAACAGCCCUCUGUUCAAAGGCCCAUCUGACACUGGUGACAACAUCUACUUCAACAUCGACUACACCAUGAAUUAUUGGAAGAGCAACGGUGCCCCAGCUGAGAAACUGGUCAUUGGAUUCCCAACAUACGGAAAUACCUUCACACUGCAAAACCCAUCUAACAAUGGUCUCGGUGCACCAACAUCAGGACCUGGGCCAGCUGGACCUUACACACAGGAGGCUGGGGAACUGGCUUACUAUGAGAUCUGCACUCUCCUGAAUUCUGGAGCCACCCAGGUUUGGGAUGCCCCCCAGGAUGUCCCCUAUGCUUACAAAGGCAACGAAUGGGUUGGCUAUGACAACAUCAAGAGCUUCAACAUCAAGGUUGACUGGCUGAAGAAGAACAACUUUGGAGGUGCUAUGGUUUGGACCAUUGAUAUGGAUGACUUCACUGGUACUUUCUGCAAGCAGGGCAAAUAUCCCCUGAUCACCACUCUGAAGAAUGGUCUUGGUCUGCAGAACAGCGACUGUGUGCCUCCAGCUCAUCCCAAUCCUCCAGUCACUGCAGCUCCCUCUACUACAGCUGGAAGUAGUGAAAGUGGAAGUGGAAGCAGUGGAAGUAGUGGAAGGGGGAGGAGUGGGAGGGGGAGGGGAAGUGGAAGUGGGAGCUCUGGCAGCAAUCCCGGUGGCUCUGGUGGGAGUAACUUCUGCGCUGGCAAGAGCAGUGGCCUCUAUGCAGAUCCAACCAACAAGAGCAACUUCUACAACUGUGUUAAUGGAGAAACCUUCUUGGAGAGCUGCCAGAGCGGCCUCGUCUUUGACACCAGCUGCUCCUGCUGCAACUGGCCAUGA
This is a messenger RNA of Antrostomus carolinensis (chuck-will's-widow), 1503 nucleotides long. It is a transcript of the gene CHIA, whose product is annotated as chitinase acidic. Lineage: Eukaryota; Metazoa; Chordata; Aves; Caprimulgiformes; Caprimulgidae. Gene Ontology annotation, molecular function: chitin binding; chitinase activity. The record is from RefSeq and is a predicted model, not a curated record. The coding region runs from base 1 to 1503 and encodes 500 amino acids. Gene Ontology annotation, cellular component: extracellular region. Gene Ontology annotation, biological process: chitin catabolic process; carbohydrate metabolic process. The transcript has 10 exons.